Molecule: messenger RNA, 1983 nt
Organism: Suhomyces tanzawaensis NRRL Y-17324
Lineage: Eukaryota; Fungi; Ascomycota; Pichiomycetes; Serinales; Debaryomycetaceae
Exons: 1
Coding region: 1-1983 (660 amino acids)
Source: RefSeq, a predicted model, not a curated record
AUGGUCGAAACCCUCCGUGCUGCUCCUGGAAUGUCCAGGCGGCCUACCACCCCCAAUAUUUUAGCAGGAACGAAGCGCAAGCCAACAACCGCCACCACUACUGCCAAUAUCACCCGGAGCGGUCCUGAAGGUACACCAUGGACUUCUUCCCGAGUCUCAGUGCUGGCACUGAGUUCGUCUACGCUAGAGCCAGUCACUCCCACUCCCAACUCAGUUCCUUCAUUCACUCCUCUGUCUCGUUCAAAAGCCCUCAAUCUCAAGAAAGCCCUUGAAAUAAAGAACAAACCCAGGAAGGCCCUCCGAGACUUGCAAAAUAUCACCCUGGUCCAAGAAGAGCAUGCAAUUGAGACAACCGAAGCGUUCAAGUUGUUGUACAGACUAUUCGUUCCAAACAAGUACUUGAUAAAAAACAAUCGAGUAUCGACUAAACAUCUUUUGAACCAUCUCCCCUCCAUAAUUCCCACGUCUUCCACACAAGACGCUAAUACCUACAUCGAUUUAAACUUUCAAAUUCAUCUUUUCCUCAGUACAAUUAUGGUGCAAUUUGUCAAUUCGUGGUACUUGACCAAACUCAACACAGACAACUUGGAGUUCGUUCUGUUAGUUUAUCAAUUGAUUUGCGACAUCAUCAAAGAUUUGAGUAACCGAAUCAAUGUGCUCUUGAAGAGUGAUAAGAGUAUUACUGAUGCCAUUGAUCAAAUAAGUGAGAUUUUGAAUGUGCAUUUAUCUGAACUAGUUUGUGAGAAUCCUUAUGACGAGUACGACAUCAAGAUUCUCAAUGACCACUACGAUACCAUAUAUCUGAGAAAUUCUUUGAAAAAUCAUACUCGAGAUUUGCAGAAACCUCUCAUGGCCUAUUUGACGCAAAGACAUCUUAUUUUUGACUCGGAAAUAGCUCCUGAUGUCAUCGAAUCCCAAUUUGUGGAUCCAGAAUCAUCCAGCGAUUCAAUUUUUGCUAACGACACCCUUGACCAGAUUGAAAGAGAGAAAUUGGAACAAGAGGGUGAAAAGCCCAUUCUGGACACCAACAGAGUAGUCUACUUCAGAAUUAUAGUUAGAAAAAUAUUGGGAAGCAUAUUCGAUUCCGGAUCUGAAGCAUACAGUAUCACCCCUUUAAACUCAAAGAUAUCUACCGAUUUGAUUGUCUUGCUUCUUGGAGAUCUUGUGUUGAACAAAAUAUUUAUGAAACUAGCUUCACCAGAUUUCAUCUUGAAGACGGUCAUUAAUUCCACCGUCGAUGCAAUUGAUGAGGUGUUGGAAAGCAAGAUCAAUACCCCAAAGGAAGCGAAACCUCAACCCUUGAAGCAUAGAAUUCAGUCUGCAAUUAGCAAGGCGUAUUUGAGUAUAAGCCAUCUUGUGGUGAACAUAUCUAGUGCUAAUUUCGUGCCUUACAUGGUAGGGUCUUCGACAGAAGACACCACAGCCACAGAACCACGUUUAAGUUUCCUCGAGAAUUCGGUAUUCAAGCUUGUGGAUACGUUGACAAACUUCUCUAAAAGAAAACCUUUGUGCACAAGUGUGCUUAAGUUUCUUAAGGAUUACAUCUUUGUUCAUCCUGUACUCGCAUCCAAAGUCGAUAACGCUUUUCUGAAAUUCGUUUCCAGUAGGGUAUUGAAGUCUAAACCGUUGAGUGAAGAAUUUCUUUGUGGAAUCGUGGCCAAGCUCAGGAUUGAUUUGUUCGAAAAUGACAAAAUAGAGAACAUCGAGCAGUCGGAGAUCACUAUAGAUGUAUUGGUGGAGAAAAUAUUUGCGAUUAUUGACAAGAUGCCUAAAGUGUUACCAUCUGUUUUUGUUCAUACUAAUUUAUUCCGAUAUCACAACGAGGACGACAAAGAUUUGAGGGCAUCGAUAAGGAAGAUACUUGUGAUAUUUAACUACAGCGAACCUGGCUCCAACAAGUUGAAUGAUUCAUGUGAAUUGAACAAGCUCUUGGUGAUUAAUUUGUUAGAUUGCAUUAUAGGAAACUUGUACCCUGAAAUAUAG